UACUCCAUUCAGUUGUGCUCGCAACGUUGUUGAGUGCGGUUUAUUCAAACGGUCGGUUGUUCGUUUGUGUUGAUCACGAUUAGCGCUCUCAUUGCUUCAAAUAACUGUGGAAAAUCUUAUCAGCUUCUUUAGUGCGAAACAAAACUGAAAGUGCAUUUUCGACAAAGUUUGAUUUGACAGCAACAUAAAAAGAAGUGAUUGCGAAAAGCCGUCAAGGGGCUGUUGCACCUGUUUCCUGUCCCAAUCGGAAUCGAUAACAUAUAGCAUAAUGCGGCACGUACGCGCCUUUGGCCACGCAUAAAAAUGUGAAGUGCAUAACAUAAGAAGAAACAUAACUACAAAAGAAAGAAAACAGAUAAACCAUAAAACCAAAAAGAAGACCCUACAACUACAAUAAACGGCCUUGUGCAUUUUUUUUAGUGUAUUUACAAUCCAUCAACAUUGUUUUUGGGAUUACACACACACACACAUUUAUACACACUUUGGAUUAUCCCAAAAAAGAUCUGAACUUGAUUGAACUUUUGAAAGAUGCUGAAACACGUACAAAUCUCGCCGUUGCGCAAUCGCUCCGAUUCGCUCUCGCUGCGCUCCUCGAGCAACGCCUCCUCCUGCGCCAGCUCCAUGUGCGGCAGUCCGGAGCCGCCCACCGAUAUGCAGCGAACGCCAUCGCGCGCCUCCAGCUACUCGAGCCUCAACGAGCAGCUGCCACAGACCACAAUCAAAGUCUACACAAACUGCCUGAAGAUCGACAUUGAGUACAAGACGCUGGGCAUUCAGUGGGACACGACGAGCAAGGAGGUGAUUGCACAGCUCCUGAGACGCUUGAAGAUGCGCCAUCGGGAUCCGCGCCUCUUCUAUCUGUCCAUGGAGGUGGCUGUGCGGCGAGCAGGGGUGAAGACCAUACUGGUGCUGGACGAGGACACACGGCCGGCCAUCCUGCAGGCCUGCCAUCCCAAGGGCGAGUCGCGCUUCUGCCUGCAGCUGAAGGCGGGCGGCCUGAUCCGCGUGCACACCUCGGCGCUGCAGCCGAGCUCGCAGUACAAGUCGCUGGUCAUCAGCGAGGAGACGACCUGCGACGAGCUGCUGCAGCUGCUGCUGGGCUGCUACAGCUCCCUGGAGCCCGUCGAGAACUUCUCGCUGUACGAGGUCUGCCCGGGCCAGGAGUGCCAGCGCAAGCUGCAUCCGGACGAUCUGCCGCUGCGCGCGCAGGCCGAGCGCCUGCGCCGGGGCGAGAACUGCCACUUCCUGGUGCGGCGCACGCCCAACUAUGCGCGUCGUCGCCAGCUGCUGGCCAACCUGAACGAGGCCAUCAAGCAGAGCUACGAGAGCGAUGCGUCGGCUGUCUCUGCCGCCGCUGCCGCUGCUGCUGCAGAUGCGGAUGCGGAUGCCGUUAGCCUGCUGGAGCUAUCGCUCGAGUCGGAUCUGUCGCUGUCGGAGGAUUUGCGCAGCUGCAGCAGCAGCGAGGAUGCCGAGGAUGAUGAAUGCGCCAGCAGCUCCGGCUCCUCGGACACCUCCACCGAAUGCACACUGCGUCGCGACUUCUUUCAGCGACGCACGCCGGUGCAGGUGAACGGAAAUGCGGCCAGUUCGGCCGUAGCUGCCGCAAUCUCUAGCUCUGCCUCCUCCUCCUCCUCCUCCUCUUCGGCCUCGCCGUCGCCCGCUCGCGCUUACAGUCCCGUCUACAACAUACGCGAAAUACGCACCGCCACACACUCGUUCUCCUCGCUGGGCAAGGACAAAAAGCUGCUGGACAUCCACAUGAAUGCGCGCUAUGCGCCAGCUGGCAUCUACAACCGCCUGCUGCCCGUCGCCGAGGACAGCCAGGACGGCCUCGACGUCAAUGGCAAUGCAACAGCAGCGACAACAACAACAACAGCGACUGCGACAGCGACAGCAACAGCUAAUACUAAGCUCGCAGCGGAGGCUGUUAACAAUAAUCCAGCGAAAGGCUUGGGCCACUUUGUCUAUUUGUAACUAGUCAAGGCCACAAGUUGUACAUAGAGAGGCAGGCAAUGCGAGAGAGGGUAAGAGAGUGAGAGAGAGAGAGAGAGAGAGAGCAGAGAGCGCGAGAGUGGAAAUAUCCCCAAAAAGAAACGUAAACCGUUUGGACCAAAGAUGCAUUUGUAGUUUAAGCCUAAGUGUAAAUAGUUAAGAGAUAGAGAGCGAAAGCGAGAGGGAGAUGCAGAGAGAGAGGGAGAAAUUGAAGCUUUUGGCAUUUGUUGCACAACUAAAAGCUGGUAAAUCCAAGAUUACUAAAGGAGUCUAUAGCUUGAGGCUUUAGUCGCGUAGCUAAAGCUAAACUAAGUCGUCGGAUAUCUGAGCACCUAACAAAAGCACCUAACACUUAAGAUAAAUAUAUGUAGAAACCAAAAAGAUAUUCUAAUAAUAUAAACUAGAAGAAAAAAAGAA
Molecule: messenger RNA, 2409 nt
Organism: Drosophila mojavensis
Lineage: Eukaryota; Metazoa; Arthropoda; Insecta; Diptera; Drosophilidae
Gene: rau
Exons: 4
Coding region: 529-1974 (481 amino acids)
Biological process (GO): positive regulation of fibroblast growth factor receptor signaling pathway; positive regulation of epidermal growth factor receptor signaling pathway; signal transduction
Source: RefSeq, a predicted model, not a curated record